This is a messenger RNA of Gryllus bimaculatus (two-spotted cricket), 738 nucleotides long. NCBI's taxonomy places the organism in Eukaryota, Metazoa, Arthropoda, Insecta, Orthoptera, Gryllidae. The record is from the annotation of a GenBank genome assembly.
AUGGGAAAGUCAUCUCAGAAAGAAUUGACAAAAGCAUACAAUGAUCUUAAUGAUGUUGGAGAUGCCUCUUUUAUUACACAAUGGGACAUAAUUCCUAAGCUGAAAGAUUACAGCUUUAUGGAACUUCCUUCCUUCUACAUCACAUCAGGCCAUAAGAAUUCAGAGAAAGAGAAGGAACCCUGCUGCAUCAUCUCUAUCACUUUAAAAGGCUUCUUCCCUCCAGUUCUUGCAAAUUGGUACCUGCUCUUGGUGCCAUUAUUGGUAUAUUGGUCUCCUUUUUAUCCUAUUCAAGUUUUACAUGAUUCUCUAAACGAACAGGCAACUGUCUGUGUAAUUUUGGAACUAGAUCCCUCCACUAUGAACAUAUAUUUGCAAGAUAUAUGCAAGAUAACAAGCACAGAGAGAGGCUCAGAGGAUACCAUAGUUAAAAUGUACAAGUCCAUUACAAGCAUACCUGAUGUACAACAUCAAGGAACUGAAGGAAAGUUGGUGCAAAGCCGGAAGAGGCCUGAGCACCAGCUGCCAGGUUACUCCGAUGAGAGAAGCGAUGGCCAAAGGCUAGCCAUUCUUUCUCCAGAAGAGUGCGAAAACCUUCCAGGGUACGGUAGUAUGGAUCAAGGCACACCUGUGCUACAGAUGACACCUGGGCAGUUACAUCAGAACCGUCCUCCAGGCACAGCAUCACAGAGGAACCCUGUACAUCUAACAGGUCCACAACAGCACCUGCUAGUUGCAUGA